Molecule: messenger RNA, 1493 nt
Organism: Elaeis guineensis (African oil palm)
Lineage: Eukaryota; Viridiplantae; Streptophyta; Magnoliopsida; Arecales; Arecaceae
Product: GDSL esterase/lipase At5g33370
Molecular function (GO): hydrolase activity, acting on ester bonds
Source: RefSeq, a predicted model, not a curated record
ACUCCAAGCUCAUUUUAUUGACCAUUUUAUUAUCCUAUUUCCACUGGUUUCAUGACAAUGAAUGCCUCUGCUAUUCUCUUCUUCUCUCUGGCUGUUCUCGGAACUCUCCCCGUCUCCUCGAAGGCAGCCCGUGCCUUCUUCGUUUUUGGUGAUUCUCUCGUGGAUAACGGCAACAACAACUACCUCGCAACCACAGCACGAGCCGAUGCACCCCCUUACGGCAUUGACUCCCCGACUCGCCGACCAACCGGCCGUUUCUCCAAUGGCCUGAACGUCCCUGACAUAAUAAGUGAAAAUCUGGGAUCUGAACCCUUAAUGCCGUACUUGAGUCCCGAGCUCCGAGGGGAGAAGCUACUUGUGGGUGCCAACUUUGCGUCAGCAGGUGUUGGAAUUCUUAACGAUACUGGAAUUCAGUUUGUGAACAUAAUUAGGAUAUGGAAUCAAUUGCACUACUUCCAGCAGUACCAGCAGAGGUUGAGCUCUCUGAUAGGUCCAGAGCAGACGCAGAGUCUCGUGAACCAAGGGCUCGUUCUGAUCACCCUCGGGGGCAACGACUUUGUUAACAACUACUACUUGGUGCCUUACUCCCUGAGAUCUCGACAGUUCACCUUGCCUGACUACGUCACCUAUCUGAUGUCCGAAUACAAGAAGAUACUCGCAGGCCUGUAUGAAUUGGGGGCCCGUCGAGUCCUGGUCACUGGGACUGGGCCCCUUGGUUGUGUCCCAGCUGAGCUUGCAUUGAGAAGUAGGACCGGGCAAUGCGACCCCGAGCUUAAUCGAGCCUCAAAUCUAUUCAAUCCCCAGCUGAUCCAGGUCUUGAAUGAGCUCAACGGCCAGAUUGGCUCCGAUGUCUUCGUCUCAGUGAAUGUCUACACGAUGCACAUGGACUUCAUAUCCGACCCGCAAGCAUACGGUUUUGUCACAUCAAAAGUUGCAUGUUGCGGGCAAGGCCCUUACAACGGCAUCGGUCUUUGCACUGUGUUGUCCAAUGUAUGCCCGAAUAGAAACAUCUAUGCAUUCUGGGACGCAUUCCAUCCCACAGAGAGAGCCAACAGGAUGCUUGUGAGUCAAUUCAUGGCUGGAACAACAAAGUAUAUGAGCCCCAUGAACUUGAGCACCAUCCUGGCCAUGGACUCAAGAACCUAGGCUGUUCCAGAUCAUUUUCGCCAUGGUGAGCUUGCAUGCUUCUAUCUUCUCGUUUUCAAGCAUAUUGCUGUAUUUAGGUUGAUUAGGAUUUCAUCUAGAGGAGCGUCGCGUGUGAGAUGGAGUUUCUCAGUCAUGUUUACGUCGGUUAGAAUUUCGUAACGAAUGAAUUUGUAUUGAGGAAAAUACCCAUCUUUUGUUUGAACUUAGUUAGAGAUGUCGGUGUACUGCAAUUUAGGAGGCUAACGAGUUUCUAACGUCUCUAGCUGUUGCAGUGGAUUCGUUCCACGUUUAGUUGGUUAGACUUUACAUUCAGUUUCAGAAAUGGAAAUGGUCUUUUUUUUUUGGUA